AUGUCCUCAAACUCUUUAAUCUCCCAUGAACCUACCGGGAUUGACCCGAGCGCCAUAAAGGACAGCCUCGAGAUAUACGGUGCGAUUCGCACGCCGGCCCGCCCUAUCCGCCGCCCUGCGGCUUUGAGUCCUGCGACUGAAGAUAUGCCCAUUUCGGACGUUAAUACACCGCAGAGGUCAACACUGGCCCGAAACAACCCAUAUAGUGACCACUUCCCUCAUCCCGGGGACAGCACCGACCCGGCCCUGAAUAAUGCCACCACGUCCGGCACCGGCGUUACAACCACAAUUACUGGCGGUACUACCGCUACCAACGCUGCGGCCCCCGGCCUUUUCGACGCUUUCAAGCAAGGAAUGAAGGAUCUAAUCCAAUUGCCCAUCGACGCCAUAAAGCUUCAAACUCACCAUUGGAGAUUGAAAAAAGACGCCGGUGCUAUCCAAAAGGCAAGAAUUGCCGAAAAUAAACGUCAGCGUGAGUCCACGGAGAAAAUUGCCCAAAAGAAUGUCUCGAACGGGCCGGGCAAUAAACUUGGGGAAGCCUCCACUUCUGCAACUACUGCUACCGCCACCACCACCACCACCAAUACUCCCGCUGCGAGCGCCAUCAAGAAAGAUACUACCAUGGCCAGCAACAACACCAAAGUCAGCGGCCGCCUCGACGCCGAUCUCAGAGACAAAGUCAAAGCCGCAAUGGCCGCAAAGAGGAAGAAGAACAACAACAACAACAACAACAACAAGACGAAGAAGAAGAAUGUGUCCUUCGCGGACGAGAAGGACACCGGCGCCAAACAAGAAGAACCUAAGCGCCCCCGUACCGGCUAG
Molecule: messenger RNA, 822 nt
Organism: Morchella sextelata
Lineage: Eukaryota; Fungi; Ascomycota; Pezizomycetes; Pezizales; Morchellaceae
Exons: 2
Coding region: 1-822 (273 amino acids)
Source: RefSeq, a predicted model, not a curated record